Messenger RNA from Triplophysa rosa, 1997 nucleotides. Its product is annotated as nectin-3-like protein. The coding region runs from base 811 to 1452 and encodes 213 amino acids. NCBI's taxonomy places the organism in Eukaryota, Metazoa, Chordata, Actinopteri, Cypriniformes, Nemacheilidae. Gene Ontology annotation, cellular component: adherens junction. The transcript is spliced from 5 exons. The record is from RefSeq and is a predicted model, not a curated record. Gene Ontology annotation, biological process: heterophilic cell-cell adhesion; homophilic cell-cell adhesion.
AGGCUUAAUACGCGACGCCAGAGGAAGUGAAAUGGCAUAUGGGGAAUUGCUAUUGCGAUUUAAAUUUGGCAGGGUCGUAACUCGUAAAACACAGGUAAUUCAUUUGCAAAUAGACUUUGCUUUUCCUUUUGAAAUUUGGCAGACAUUGUACGUUCGCGUAAAUGCAAAUGAAAACGGUUUGCAUUUGCGUUUGAAUUAUGUCACAAUUUUGACACGACAAAUAGAAAACGCAUUUGCAAAUGCAAUUUGCAUUUCCUUUUUAAUAGUAGCCUAUGCAAAAUAACUCCAUACUGUUCCAUCAUGCACAGGUAUUUUAGUUUCCUUUUUAGGUCAAGUUAGAACAAAGCAAAUAAGAUUGAAUUGAAUUGAAUCAAAUAAGAAAAAAAUAAGAGUUGUUUAUUAUUAUUUAAAGAAUUAAGUAUCAAUCUUUAUUCUAAUGUUUUUUUCCAACGAUUCCCACAUACAGCAAAUGGUUCAUAUCAGUCUAUAAGAUUUGUUUACAUGUGUCAUCGAGUUGUAAAUGACAGAUCAAUUUAAAUGAUUCGUUUCACCUCAUAUAAUGUCCGUUGUAAUGCAUUUGUAAUAAAUUCAUGCAGCUGUUUAUACUUCAUAUGUUGUUUGCUCAUCUGGAUUUAAUUUUAUACAUGUAUGUACGCAUGUACAUUUAGUUAAAUCGGGUUUCAAAACGUUUGGGAACCAAUGGUCUACAACACCAGAAUCGAAAGUAGGCUAUUGACGCUUUAAGAUCUGACAUUUGCGUGAGAAGGCGCUCGCUUCGUAGCUCUUCCUGAUAUAGCCCCGGAUUUAAUAAUGUUUUUCCGUCACAUUUUGACGAUAACUUGUAUCUCGUAUUUCAUCAGCAGCAGUGAAGUUAACCCUUUGAAUGUGAAAGUGACUACUGAUGCUGUUCUUGUCGUUGGACGGUCUGAUGUCAACCUGGCAACCUGCACAGCUUCCACAUCCCAGUCCCCAGCUGAGGUGUCAUGGAAUUUAGGCACUUUGUCGGAUUCUGUUAAAGAAGUAAAGAACACUGUUGAAAACCAGGACGAGAUGUACACAGUCUCAAGCAGUCUGAUCGGUGUCCCAACUGUAGCGAUGAAUCAGCUAAAUGUCCAAUGUGUGGCGAGACAUCAUUCCCUGAAAGAGGAACUGGCAAUUGAUCAUAAGAUGGUGGUGCAUUAUUCACCUCAGCUGGUCUAUAUUACACCUCUACUCAGUGGUGACGGGUUUCAAUGUGAGGCAGAUGCUAAUCCUAAAGCCAUGCUAUUCAGAUGGAAAAGGAUGAACCAGACCAUCCAUAACAAUGCAAUUAAAACAGAGGGCAAUAGAUUGUACUUCUUGAAACCAACAUCUGAUCUCAAUGGCCUGUAUAUCUGUGAAGCUUCUAAUGAGUAUGGCAUAGGAACUGGCUCACUCUACUGGCAGAAAGGAGGUUUCCAUUCUGAGCUUUGAGUCCCUCGUAUUAUUUGAAGAUUCAUCUCCCUUUAAAAAUAUUUGAAGUAGGUCUACUUCAAUGGUUUGUUAACACUCCCCACAAGAGAUUAAUGAAUUCAUAUGCUGUUCUAAGACUAUAAAAUGCUUUACAAAAUAUGAUAUCACAAAUUAUGUACAGCACAAUAACUAGUGAACACGAAGUUACUGGUAAUGUGUUAGUUCUCAGGCUUGAAUUAUGCCGCAUUUGUGCAAAACCUAUAGGGUCAUUAUCCCUGCAGCAUGAUUUGAAAAAUAAAUUCAUUUUGUAUGCUUCAACAGAGACACAAUUCAGCAAUAAUUUACACUUCCAUUUAGCUUUGCUAAAAUUUUUAAAACAUUUCUAAAAACUAAUUCUAAUGUGCGCAAUGACUUUUGGAGCCCUGUGUAUUUUAGAACUAUUCAAAAAUUGCUAUUUUCAAAUGUUUUUAAUUCCUGUUAGGUUGUACUAUUUAAUGUUAUAUUACUUUAAGCUUGUUUUUGUUGUUAUCAUAAUUUAUGAGCUGAAUCUCAAUAUUAAAGAAUGA